UGUUUGUUGUUUUUCUUUUCUCAGUGACGUAGAUUCACCCGAAUCCUCUUUAAAGACAUCACCGGUGAACAUCGCACGGCAGCUCAGUUCACUCUAACUGGAUCAACACCACUUGCUCUGGGAAAGGAGUUGUCAGUUCAGCACCACGACAUAGAUUGGUUGCAGAAUACAAAACAGCCAGACAGCGCUGAACUGCGCAUAUUUUGACGGACGGGUUUCCUAACCGAAUAGUGAACAAGCAUGGGCGGGAUCUAUUGGAAUCCUGCCAAUCGGAAGAUAUGAAGGCGGGUAACAAAGACGUAUGGCGCUAGGUUGAUCUCUUGGCACACACGAGGGUACAGCGGUAAUGUAAAGAUAAUGAAUUAACUAUCUGUAUCUUCUGGGUUAACAAGGAAAUGGAUGGAGCGGAGCGGUCGAAAUAUACAGGUAGACGACAAAUGGUGAUAUAAAUCAAAUGUUUUGUUUUCUAAGAACUGAAGCGCAAAGGCCACAAAUCCAGCGCGUUCCCCGCAUCAAUAUGGUUACGGUACCAUUAGCAAGCAGUCUAACGAUAAUUGACCCUUUAACUGUGUUUGGCUUUUUCAUGUUGUCUCUCACUCAUUCCAAAUGCUGUAUAGUAACCGAGUAAGUUUUCGGAGCUGUGCGGGCAGUUUCAAGUCGUUAGUGCGGUCGUACUGGAUCCGCUGGAGCCCGGCUUCCUGGCGGAGGAGGUCCCAGACAAUGACACGUGUGUGAGGCCACACAAGUCAGUGCUACUUUUACACAGCAGUGAAGAUAGCCGAUGACUCGGAAGCUGAGCGGCAGAAUGGGGGGUUUUGUGGCUGCGGCAGCGUCGACCCUAACCUACAAACGAGGCUGCUGCAGAAGAGGAUGGGCCCAGAGGAGCAGGCGGCGGGUUCCCUGAGCCCAGGACGCCUGGACAGGAAAUCUUUGGUCAGCAGGCUGACUGCAUACAGAGUGAAGGAGAUCUUUACAUGGCCCCUCCUAAAGACACUGGCCAUGGGUCAGGGCCUGUCGCUGUUGAUCUGUGGGACAGCGGUCACUUGCCAGUACCUCGUAGAGUGGAAGGUGGACACGCCCAUGCUGCAGAGCUUCCUGAACUAUGCCCUGCUGUUCCUCACCUACACGGUCGCUCUGGCCUUCAGAAAGGGAGAUGGAAAUAUUUUGCAGAUUUUGCGGACAAAGUGGUGGAAGUACCUCCUAGUGGGCUUGUCUGAUGUACAGGCCAACUACGCAGUGGUGAAGGCAUACCAGCUAACCACUCUGACCAGUAUACAGCUGCUGGACUGUUUCGUGAUCCCCGUAUUGAUGGUGCUUUCCUGGAUGUUCCUCCGGACUCGCUAUCGGGCGAUCCACUAUGUCAGCGUCGUCGUUUGCCUCCUCGGGGUGGGGGCCAUGGUGGGGGCCGACUUGCUGGCCGGGCGGGAACAGGGAUCCACCAGUAACAUCCUGCUGGGAGAUGGGCUGGUGCUCAUUAGCGCCACCCUGUAUGCGGUCUCCAAUGUGUGCCAAGAGCACGUGGUGAAGAACCAGGGUCGAGUGGAGUUCCUAGGCAUGAUGGGACUCUUCGGGACCCUGAUCAGCGGCACCCAGAUGGCUAUUUUGGAGCACGAGUCUGUGGUGAAGAUCCCAUGGAACUGGCAGAUAGUCGUCCUAAUCGCCAUCUACGUCUCCUGCAUGUUCCUGCUGUACAGCUGCAUGCCCGUGGUGGUGAGGUUGACCAGCGCAACAGCGGUCAACCUCUCCCUGCUCACCGCUGACCUGUUCAGCCUCUUCUGUGGCCUUUUCCUCUUUUGCUACACGUUUUCAGCCCUGUACAUCGUCUCCUUUGUGGUGAUCACCGUGGGAUUUGUCAUGUUCAAUGCUGUGCCCACGUUCGCUCCAGAAGGGCUGGCCAGACUCGACAGGACCCCGGCACCUUCCCUCAGCGCUUCCCUGGACAACUACUUCAGACAGGAAGUGGAUGUGGAAAAAGAGGGGGGUGGGGGAGGGGCUACAAAUCAGCUUCAGUGGGAAUCACAAGACCAUGCUGGUGAAACUAGCACUAAGUUUUAGCUUUGCACUUUAAAAAAAAAAAAGGAAGGGGGUAGGUUCCCUGGGUGUGGAUUUUUGGGAGGACCUCUCAAUCAGCCAAUAAUUAAGCAGUGGUUCUCCAGUCCUGCACACCCACUGUUGUUGGCUGAUUGAGAGGCCGUCCCACCCCUUCCCUACACCAACUUUACAGUGAUUCAUGGGCAUCUUUCAUGUGCUGGAACAUGCAAUGUUCAUACAUCCCUCUCGCUGCAGAGGACACGGGUGAAGGAGAGGUUAAUUAAACUCUCUACUCUCUCAUUGUCAAACAUCCACAUUUCCCAUUACAUUGUGGGUGGGUAGAUUGCUUUGAGAAUUUGAAGCACUUAGAAUUAAAUCAAUUAAUCCUUACAAAGGGAUGUAUUACUACAUGUAUUUUAGAAAUGUUUUUGUUUAGUGCUAUAUGCAAUAUGGCCAACAAGCUGAAGGAUUAAAAAUGGGAAUUAUUUGAUUUUUUUUAUGUGUUCGGCUGUCAGGUCACUCACCGUAUUUUAUAGUUUUGUUUGUUUUUCCAAUUUGUACAAAACCAUUUGAAUGGUGUCUUAUCUGCAAAUCAAAUUUUAUAUCCGUUUUCAGGCAUAUUUUGUGUGACGUCCAACCUUUUGUUAAACGAGUCAAGAAUGUCUGAGGCUGGCCUCGUGUCGUUUUCGGCUAACAGUCCUGGAAAUGUGCGCUAACCUCCACGUCGGAGGCUUUGGGUGCUGCCACCACUCCAAACAGGGUCAAAUAUACCGGCGAUACCGAGGCAUCCUGACGGCGUGAGCAAGGCGAGGUCAUGACCUCUGUUUGAUCAGUACGCAAUCAGGGUUUGUGCAAAUAAAAGAUUUUAUACGGA
Brienomyrus brachyistius is the source of this 2905-nucleotide messenger RNA. Its product is annotated as solute carrier family 35 member F2-like. Bases 871 to 2055 code for a protein of 394 amino acids. Gene Ontology annotation, molecular function: transmembrane transporter activity. Gene Ontology annotation, biological process: transmembrane transport. The record is from RefSeq and is a predicted model, not a curated record. Gene Ontology annotation, cellular component: membrane. NCBI's taxonomy places the organism in Eukaryota, Metazoa, Chordata, Actinopteri, Osteoglossiformes, Mormyridae. The transcript is spliced from 10 exons.